This is a messenger RNA of Uranotaenia lowii, 423 nucleotides long. RefSeq names its product protein chibby homolog 1-like. The transcript has a single exon. The record is from RefSeq and is a predicted model, not a curated record. The coding region runs from base 61 to 423 and encodes 120 amino acids. NCBI's taxonomy places the organism in Eukaryota, Metazoa, Arthropoda, Insecta, Diptera, Culicidae.
ACAGGUGCCUGAUUCUCAAAGGUGAUUUUGUUUUUUGUUGCGACAGCACUGACUGAUAGGAUGCCAAUUUUUACGAAAAAGUUUGCCCCCAAAGUUGCUCCGCCGAGGACUCAGCGGCUAAACAUCGGGAUCCCGGCCCACCAGGAGGAACUGGACGAUUUCCGGAGCAUUCGGCUCAAUCUGCUGGACAAGCAGCUGUGCUUCGUGGAUGGUGUUUGGAUGAGUUCUGUGAAAGCUACCGGAGGUGCUUCCGGAACAACUUCAGGAACCCUUUCGACGACAGCCAUUGACGAUUUAAUGAAGAUGAAGCGACGCAUCAAGGUGCUGGAACAGGAAAAUAACCUGUACCAGGUGAAGAUGGACGUCCUACUGGAUCUACUGACGGAGAAUGUGAUUGAAAUUAAUUCUUUGAAGAAUCAAUAA